Molecule: messenger RNA, 2490 nt
Organism: Exophiala oligosperma
Lineage: Eukaryota; Fungi; Ascomycota; Eurotiomycetes; Chaetothyriales; Herpotrichiellaceae
Exons: 3
Coding region: 350-2221 (623 amino acids)
Biological process (GO): carbohydrate metabolic process
Molecular function (GO): hydrolase activity, hydrolyzing O-glycosyl compounds
Source: RefSeq, a predicted model, not a curated record
AUGACGAUGACUUCAUUCUUUCUGGAAAAAUACUCGACAAGCUGCAGUACGUCUGAAUGGUGGACAUAAAACAAAACGAGAAAGUCUCUGCUCGAACUGCCGCUCCCUCGACUCGCUUUCUUAGUCAUCGCGCCUUUACCUGGAUUCGUAAGGCCUCGUGAUUGUGUGACCUCGCAGGAAUACGAACUGUGCGUCUCGGGGGGUUUUCUUUAUUUCUGUUCCAUCUCUCGUCGUCCGGCCGAAGCUCUCUCCUUCAGUCAAUCCCUCUACUCUUGUUGCAGACUUACAGGUUUAUUUUUUGGGGGCUAACAAUCUCUGACCUCUCGCCCUUUCCCUACCUGAAUACAAUAUGGGUGAAAUGCUUGUGGAGGGCAGUACUCUUCAGAUCGAAGACUAUGGCCUUAUUGGUGAUAUGCGAACAUGUGCCCUGGUAGGAAAAAACGGCAGUAUCGACUUCAUGUGCUGGCCUCAGUUCGAUUCUCCCUCAAUUUUCGGCAGACUUCUUGACACAAGCAAAGGCGGUGGAGGUCAUUGGAGCAUCGGGCCACGGAACAGCACAGUGUGCAAGCAAAACUACCGGGCUGCUACAAACAUCCUCCAGACAAAGUGGAUUGAUGAGGAAGGGGUGGUGGAUCUCACGGAUUUCUUCGCCCUUUCGAAAUACAACAAGAUCCUGCGCGAGAAAUGGAGUGGUUCGACGCUGGUGCGUAAACUUGAAUGUGUCCGGGGCCAUAUGUCGAUUGAUAUCGAGCUUCGACCACGACCGGGCUAUGCCUCAACCGCCGGAUUCAUGCACGGCUCCGAUGUCAAAGCAGAAGAUGGCACAUAUCAUCAGUCUCUAACCUGGAUCUCAGAGGGAGACGAGGCCUCCGUUGACGUCCCAGAAUUCUAUGUUGCGUACUGUACUAGAGACCGCCCUUUGAAGACGGAUCCGAUCAUGUUUCAAUCAGCCAAAAACCACAAAGGCGUCGAAGACAAACUCCGUGCCACUUUCGACAUUCAAGAAGGGCAGCAAAUAUUCAUGAUUAUGUGCAAUAGUCACGUCAAGCCGCAUCUUACUCGUGAUCUGAUCAUGGGUCUCGAGCAAGACACCUUCAAAUUCUGGACGAGCUGGAUAAGAUCUUGUUCGUAUCGCGGACGCUUUCAACAGGAGGUAGAGCGCAGCAUGCUUAUUCUCAAAUUACUAACCUUCGAUCCGACGGGCGCUAUCGUCGCCGCACCUACAUUCUCUCUACCAGAAGCCAUCGGUGGGCCACGUAAUUGGGAUUACCGCUAUUCCUGGGUUCGCGAUUCCAGCUUCACCAUAUACGUGUUCCUCAAGAUGGGAUUUCCUGACGAAGCAGAAGCGUAUAUCAACUUUAUCUUCGCCCGCAUUGCCGAGUGGCGCAGACAACAGGAGUCCUCUGGCGGCACUAGCAUCCAUCACCUGCCUCUGAUGUUCACCAUUGACGGCGAAACAUCCCUGCCCGAGCUGGAACUCGACCACCUCUCCGGUUACAAAGACAGCACCCCAGUUCGAAUCGGCAACGCCGCGACUGAUCAUGUCCAACUUGAUAUCUAUGGCGAAUUGAUGGACAGUAUCUAUUUGUACAACAAGCAUGGCAAGCCAAUUUCAUAUGCGCAAUGGCUAGAUAUUCGCUUCCUGACCGACUUCGUCUGUGAGAUUUGGAAUGAGCCUGACAUGUCGAUCUGGGAAGUUCGCGGCAAGAAGCAACAUUUCGUCUACUCAAAGAUGAUGUUAUGGGUUGCUGUGGACCGCGCUCUGAGACUCGUCGACAAGCGCAAUUUUCCCUGCCCAAACCGCGAGAAGUGGUUUAGCACUCGAGACCAAAUCUACGAACAGGUCAUGGAGAAAGGUUUCAACUAUGAUAUGAAUUGCUUCGUGCAGAGUUACGAGUCCAACACUAUACUCGACUCGGCCGUCUUGGUUGCGCCGCUGGUGUUCUUCAUGUCGCCCAAUGACCCCCAGUUCGUGGGAACUUUGGACAGAGUUCUUCGAACUCCUGAAAAGGGGGGUCUCACUUCGGCCGGAUUUGUGUUUCGCUACGAUCAUGAGCAGACUGAUGACGGUGUCGGUGGCCGUGAGGGUACCUUUGUCAUGUGUACAUAUGGCUCAUUGAAGCGCUCGUUCGAGCAGGAAAGUACAACAAGAAGUACCUUGAGAUCGCAAAUGGAAUGUUCGAAACGGUUACGAAUUUUAGGAACCACGUCGGCAUGUUGAGUGAGGAGAUUGCAAUUAGCGGCGAACAGUUGGGAAACACACCCCAGGCAUUCAGUCAUUUGGCUUUUGUCAGUGCGGCCAUCAACCUAGAGAGAGUCACAAGAGGGCAGUAAGAAAGAAGUUGUGAUCUCAGGUAUUCUGGUCGAAAGAGGGUCAGUAUGGAUCAGGGAGGAAUCUUGGUGGGAAGCGUGGCGCCUGGAUGGUGGGACAACAGGGUGGUGUGAAAGGCGAAGCUUCUAUUUAGGGCAGCAGAUUAUCAUAAAGUAGGG